Molecule: messenger RNA, 2793 nt
Organism: Hyaloperonospora brassicae
Lineage: Eukaryota; Oomycota; Peronosporomycetes; Peronosporales; Peronosporaceae
Source: the annotation of a GenBank genome assembly
AUGGAGACGAGAGACACUACAGUUGCAGACGAUGUGGCCGCUGUCAGACGAUACUGGGGAUCAGAGCAGGAAUACAGCAACGAUGAAUUGUUUGCAAUUGCUCAGCGCCAGUGGGAGAGUGAGCACCGCAGUGGUGGGGAUGCCGCAAGAGAGUUUGUGCUGCAAAUGGUGGCCAAUCGACUGGAAGACCAACUUCUGACGUGGCUAUUACAGUCCCAAGUCAAUGAUACAAUCGAAGAUAUCCAGACGCUCCUUGAUGUUUGCUUGCAUCCUUGUUCUACAGAGAACGGGUUGGGUCUUUUGGAGACGACGUUGGAUGCAUUGGUGACGGCAGCAGUUGUUCGAGCUGCUGCUUGUGAUCGAAGUGCGGAGAACCGGGUGCGACAAAUUGCUGAGAUUGCAGGAGUCGUCGAGGCAAAGUCGACGAAAGAUAGUCGAGCUCGUGAUGUUUUACGAGCAUUGGGAAAGUGCGGUAGUAACAUUGACGAUGUAGAUGGUAUGACCGUGUUUUCGGAGCUCCCAUGUGUGCUGGAUACUGGACUGUUUAGCUCAAAAAGUGCUCGAGUACUGAUGGAUGAAGCUGAACAAGUUAUUUUGCUACAACAAGCUGAGCUGGAUAGAGUACGAGGGUCAAACGAAGGUUGUGCUGAUGUCGAGGCAAGAGAAGGAUGUCCACUAGCAUCGAAUAUGCUAUGGGGUCUUGCAAAGCAAAUGGUAGAGUUGAUUCGAUCAAAAACCAAUCAAAACGCUUUCCGCGAAGAUUGCCGCACAGAUCUGGACAUCGCGGUCGAUGCUGUCGAGUGCAUGACGAAUUUGGAGGCGUAUCUAGAGAUGAAAGGAGAAAUCAGUCUGCCUUGUGGUUCUGAUCGUUCUGAUCAAGUUGCUGCUGAUGAAGAUGCGGAGCCUUCCGCCAUUGAGUUGCUCUCAAGCAUCCAGGUCUUGUCAGACACUGGUGAGUUCGUUUCGAAUGAAGCCAUCGAGAGAGCUGUGGAUGAGCUAUCUGCGAUAGAAAAGCUUGAUGUGAUCGCUGUUCAAGCGUCGUUCCUUCUUGGUGUACAAAUGCGUCUCGAGGUUUGUUUCUUAGACCGUUUCGAAGCCACAAAAAGUGAACUCGAGCGUCAAAUCAUAAGCAUAUUCAACCGUCUUGUAGACAAGGCUCCAGAUUCGAAGCAUACUGCAUCGUUGGUCAUUCUGGCUGCGUUUUGUCCGAGGCAAGUCGUCCAGCAGUGCAUUCUCGGCGCUCGUGCAGGCGUUCUACAUCAAGACUUGUGUACAGAGGUGCUACAGGCGUUGCCGUUGCUUCUCGAAUGGAACGAAAACGUCACGUACGGGUGCGGAACGAUGUUUGAGUGCGAACUUCAACGAGCUGUGCUUGAUGUUUGCAGCAACCAAAACACUUUUGAUCGGGAAAGUCAAAACAUGAUGUCACUUCUCCAGUCCGUCGUGGAAAUUCCGAAAAGUGGCCUUUUACAUCCGAACAUUCCAGUGAUGACGGUCAGUAGGCUCGUUGAUAAAGUGGUAAGUCCUGUUUGCUGUCGAACCGGUGUAAACGCGCGAACGCAGCUCAACCUGUACACACUCGUGCAGCAGUUAUUUGAACACUUUGCGACGACCGAUGCGUGUGCGACUGCUGAUCGUAGCGCUUUGCAGAACUUUUUCCAGCUAAUUCUAGGAGCUGUGCGCUCUUGCGACGCUAAUGACCUGACAUCGAGGGUACACGUUCACGAGAAGUUACUUCUUGUACUGAAAAACAUCAUGGAGUUGAUACCCGGCCCCGUGUCGAUGGCGCAGCAGCUGGAUAGACCGCUUCAUCCGUCGCUAUGGACGCUUUUGCGCAUCUUCUAUGGUGAUAUCGUCAACCGCGAACUAUGUAAGGGUUGGGAUGAUGUUGCGCUCGUCAAAGCGUACGCGCAGGCACAAUCGAUCGGUGACUUGCAUGCAUCGCUGCCACUGCACGUUCAGAGCGUGACUUCAGCUAUCCAAGUGUUACUUUGGGAGUUGAUCUGGAAUUCGACACAAUCGGAACAGCUAAAUCCAACGUUUGGCAGGGCUGAAGCGUGGAGUCUUUUGGAUGUUAUUGCUGGACCCAAUGUGUUUAAGACGGACUCUGCUGUUUGUACGAUUGAAGGCUCUCUCCUCAUACAACGUGCGGUUGCAAGCAUAAUGCUUGCGUGCGGCAGUGUCAUUUUUCAAGCACUGCUUGACAAAAUUAUUCCCCGCCUGCUGCGGUGUGAGCCGAAUGAGUCAAACGCGGAGCCGAAUGAGUCAAACGUCACUUCGGGAGACAGUCUUGAACUGCCCAAGUGGGCCGCGGACAAGCUGUUUCAGCAUUCCGAAGGCGAGCUGCAAAUUCCGUGUCGACUCGUUGCGACUCAUUUAGAGAUGCGAUACGUUGCAACUUGCUGGCGCCUCCUCGAUACAACUAGAGAGGCGACUGCGACAACAGACGCGCAGGUUUUGGAAUCCCUCAGCCAUGUCCUGGCUGCCCAAGACCGAGCUGUCUCAUCGUCUCAGGGGUCACUGUCAGGAACGUUGUUUUGUGUCCAGUGGCUGUGUUUCGUGGCGUCGACUGCUGGUGAGCUGCAAUCGGACACGGGACCACCAUCGACCACUCUUCAGAUACAGCUUGAGCUAUUGCUUCUCCGUGCGUUGCACCAGCUAGAACGAUUGAAAGGACUAUCGGCGAGUGAAGCACAGUUCAGCCAGGGUUUUGUGGCGGCGUGGCUGGCCUACCUACCUUUCGGUCAGUUUAAAAAGGUUUUAUCUUUCAUAGCGAGCAGGACGAACAACUAG